Penicillium subrubescens is the source of this 1638-nucleotide messenger RNA. RefSeq names its product sugar porter family MFS transporter. Gene Ontology annotation, cellular component: membrane. Bases 1 to 1638 code for a protein of 545 amino acids. Gene Ontology annotation, molecular function: carbohydrate:proton symporter activity. Gene Ontology annotation, biological process: transmembrane transport; carbohydrate transport. NCBI's taxonomy places the organism in Eukaryota, Fungi, Ascomycota, Eurotiomycetes, Eurotiales, Aspergillaceae. The record is from RefSeq and is a predicted model, not a curated record. The transcript has 2 exons.
AUGGUCGCCGUGGGGAACAUCUACGUGAUUGCAGCCGUCUCCGUCAUUGGAGGCGGUCUGUUUGGCUUUGAUAUCUCGUCCAUGUCUGCUAUUCUCGGCACCACUGCGUACAAGUGUUAUUUCAACCAUGGCCCUGAGGGCCCCCCAUUCAAUGAUAAUGAGAAGUGCUCUGGUUUGAGCUCGUUGGCUCAGGGUGGUGUCACUGCUGCUAUGCCCGCUGGUUCGUGGCUUGGUGCUUUGAUUUCUGGUUUCAUUUCGGAUCGUCUGGGUCGCAAGUAUGCGAUUAUGGUGGGAUGUAUUAUCUGGGUUAUCGGUUCGGCGAUUAUCUGCGCUUCGCAAAACAUGGGCAUGUUGAUUGCCGGCCGUGUGAUCAACGGUCUAUCUGUCGGUAUCGAGUCUGCUCAAGUCCCCGUCUACAUCUCCGAGAUCUCUCCUCCCUCUCUGCGUGGCCGUCUCGUCGGUUCCCAGCAGUGGGCUAUCACCUGGGGUAUCCUGAUCAUGUACUACAUCUCCUUCGGCUGCUCCUACAUCGGAGGCGAUACCGCCACCACCUACAGCCAGUCCGUCUUCCGUAUCCCCUGGGGUGUCCAGAUGGUCCCAGCCAUCCUGCUCUUCGGCGGUAUGACCUUCCUCCCCGAGUCCCCCCGCUGGCUGGCCCGCAAGGACCGCUGGGAGGAGUGCAAGGAAGUCCUCACCCUGGUCCACGGCAAGGGCGAUCCCACCAGCCCAUUCGUCCAGGCCGAAUUGCAAGAGAUCAGCGAUAUGUGCGAAUUUGAGCGCCGCAACGCCGACGUGUCUUACCUGGAGCUAUUCAAGCCUCAGAUGAUUCAUCGUACUUUCAUCGGUAUCUGGACCCAGAUCUGGUCGCAGUUGACCGGUAUGAACGUCAUGAUGUACUACAUCACCUACGUGUUUAGCAUGGCCGGCUACUCUGGUGACGCUACCCUGCUCGCUUCGUCUAUUCAAUACAUCAUCAACGUGGUCAUGACCGUCCCCGCUUUGAUCUGGGUUGACCGCUGGGGCCGUCGUCCUACUCUGCUCAUCGGUGCCGCUCUGAUGAUGACCUGGAUGUACGCCAACGGCGGUAUCAUGGCUACCUACGGCGAGGUUGUCAUCGGUGGUAUCGACGGCGUCCCCGAGGAAUCGAUGCGUCUCUCCGGUGCUCCAGCAAAGGGCCUGAUUGCCUGCACAUAUCUCUUCGUCGCCUCCUACGCACCCACCUGGGGUCCUGUAUCCUGGGUCUACCCUCCCGAGCUGUACCCCCUGCGUGUCCGUGGUAAGGCCGUCGCCCUGGCCACUUCUGCCAACUGGGCCUUCAACACCGCACUGGGUCUGUUCACCCCCGUUGCGUUCGCGAAUAUCCGCUGGCAGACGUACAUCAUCUUUGGUGUGUUCUUGACAGCCAUGUUCAUUCACGUUUUCUUCUUGUUCCCCGAGACUGCUGGUAAGACCCUCGAGGAGACUGAGCAGAUCUUUGAGGAUCCCAAUGGUAUUCCGUACAUUGGUACCCCUGCCUGGAAGACUUCUCACGAUACUAAGCGGACUAUCGCUGCCGAGCGUGGAGAUGUCGAGGUUUUGGGGGAGAAGUUGGCGGGUGGUGAGAAGACUGCUGCUACUCACAAUGAGACUACGGUUUAA